Messenger RNA from Capsicum annuum, 666 nucleotides. RefSeq names its product serine carboxypeptidase-like 2. The record is from RefSeq and is a predicted model, not a curated record. The transcript has 6 exons. Bases 1 to 666 code for a protein of 221 amino acids. Gene Ontology annotation, biological process: secondary metabolic process; proteolysis. Lineage: Eukaryota; Viridiplantae; Streptophyta; Magnoliopsida; Solanales; Solanaceae. Gene Ontology annotation, molecular function: acyltransferase activity, transferring groups other than amino-acyl groups; serine-type carboxypeptidase activity.
AUGGCCAAAAGAAAGAGAGGUCUUCUUGUGCUUUGCUGUAAUUUGUUUUCAGUUCUUCUUUUCCUUCUUGCAGAAGUAUUGCAUUUUUCGGAGCGUGUUGUGGCUGCUGGUUCACCCGUCAAGUUUCUUCCAGGAUUUAAGGGGCCGCUUCCAUUUGAACUUGAAACUGGCCUUCUCUUUGAAAUAGGUCCAAUAACAUUUGAGCCUGUGGAGUAUGGUGACUUUAAGCCAGCGGAAUAUAAUAGUAGCUUUCCGUCAUUGGUCUUGAAUCCUCAUACAUGGAAAAAGGUCGCAAGCUUUAUAUUCUUAGAUCUUCCAGUUUGUACUGGAUUUUCCUAUGCAAGAACUUCAGCUGCUCGGCAAUCAGAUGAUAUGCAAGCUAGUGAUCAUGCAUAUCAAUUUCUUCACAAGUGGUUCAAUGGUCACCCAGAAUUCUUAAGAAAUUCAUUUUAUAUGGCUGGGGACUCCUAUUCUGGAUUAGGCGUACCAAUCGUUUCUCAACUUAUAGCAAAUGGAAAUGCGAAGGGACUUGAGCCAUUUAUUAAUCUUAAGGGAUAUUUACUGGGAAAUCCAUUGACAUAUCGUGGUGACUACAAUCAAGGGAUCCUAUAUGCUCAUGGAAUGGGACUUAUUUCUGAUGAACUUUUUGAGGUUCGCAUUGUAUAA